AUGUCUGGAAUCCUAUCAUAUGUGCUUGGCGGUGAUGGAAAGACCAAAGCCAUCGAUCUGCCUCCCGUCGAAGUCCACCAUGUAGAAACAAACCCGGAUCGCAGGGCUCGUUCACUCAAGCACCUACUCAAGGCCAACCACGUCAACUACUCCGUCGUCUAUAGCCAAAAUCGUUUUGACAAUCAUAAUGCCCAUAUUCUAAGCUCUGCAUAUAUACUCGGCGCUACCCCGAAUCAGCUGCAUGAUAUCUAUGAGGAACAGGUCAAAGAAUUGGAGGCUUGGACGCCGUCCCCUGCCGAGCUCAUCGACAAUGACUGGGUCGAUUACCUCGGCGAUGGGGACUAUCAAAGGGCAUUUGUUGACUUUUACGAAGAUAAACUCGCCAUGGAGUAUGCCUAUGACUGGAAGAAGGUCGUUGAAUACUUCCUGUUCUCGUCCGAGAAGCCUUUGGUUCAUGGACUGAUCUGUGGCCUUGGUCAUCCCCUUAUUCAGCUUGGCUAUGCAUAUGAAAUGGAUAGCAAAGAAGUCGCAAUGGAAGCUCUGACUCUGGCCUCGGUUCAGCAUAACUUUCUUUACAAGUACAGCGCAGAUGCGUCUUAUACCAAACCAUCGCCCAAAGGCACCAACUCUGUACUAGAUCUCCUGGUCCAGCUCUCCGACGAUAAAAGAUUCAACAGUCUCUCAAAAUCCGUUGCCUACGACGAUUUUGAGACCAUGGUGACAGAUCACGAGGAUCUGAUCUUGGAGUACUGGAACGCCUGGGAGAUUUCCGACCCAGUGAAAGAUUUUGAGUCAUCACAGAAGGCUGCCGUCGCUCUAUUUGUUACCUCUGUGGACCCCAAAUCUCAUAAUUACCACUUUUUUAUCGUACAUGUUCUGACGACCAGCUACGCCUUGCGAGUCCUUUUGCCCGUCUUCCCGGCUCGGUAUCACAUUAGCCUGGUUAGGCAGUGGUGGCUUUUAGUCGUUGCGGUGGUUAUACUGAAGGGACGACCGUGUCCAAACCUCGAAAAUAUGGACAAAGAUCUGAAGGGCCGUGAUUGGAAGUAUGUGGAAGACAAAGCGUUAAAUUCCGCUUUUUCGAAUGAGGCACACUAUGUCAAGGCUAUUCGCGCGAUGAGGGAUAUGGUCGCUUUGAUGGCCCCGCCCGCGAAACGCCGCAGGCAGAACCCAGUUGAGGCGUCAGACGACGAAGACGAGCAGCCGCGAGCCAACACGCUCUCUAAUUUCCUCCUGUCUUCGCCGAGCUCUCCUUCCAAAGUCCGAGUCCCGACAGCUUCUCCAAGCCCUCUCAAGGGAAAGGGUGCCGCAGCUCGAUCAGCUGCAAGUUUAUCUCCCCAGAAGACAAGGCGAGGGAGCUCGCAGAAAAAUGGCAACGGCACCAGCCCAAACAAGUCCAAAGACAACGGACGGCUCGAAGAAAAGGGCAAGACAGCUGAUCUAAAGGCACUCUUCUCCAAACAAGCCCAACGAUCUACCAAACCUGGAACCGGUGGCGAAAAGCGGCCGUCUCCUAUCGAUGAUCCCAUUAGCGAUCCAAUAUCCGAAGAUGACGAGAUAUCAGAGUUCAAGGCCAGCUCUUCGAGCUUGGUUGGUCAACAUGCUCGUAAGAGAUUGAGAAAUGGCGGCGAAACUGGGUCCAGCGAGUCGUCUAAUACUGGUCUGAGAUUCCUGAAGCCACCGAAACCUGCCAAUCCAGCCGGUGUUGACGACGAUUUACGACCAUGGUCAGAACGAUUCGGACCACGAAAUCUGGACGAAUUGGCAGUACACAAGAAGAAGGUUUCAGAUGUCCGAAGGUGGUUAGAGGAUGUCAUGUCAGGUCGCAUGCGACAACGGGUUUUAGUUCUCAAAGGAGCAGCGGGCUCCGGCAAAACAACCACAAUGCGGCUCUUGGCGAGCGAUAUGGGCUGUGAGCUUCUCGAAUGGAAAAAUCCAACGACGACUUCAGGAACAGGAUUUGUCUCAGCAUCUGCACAGUUCGGGGAAUUCCUUGGCCGUGGCGGCAAGUUUGGAACUCUAGAUGUGGAAGAAUCGUCUUCGAGCAUGGUCCCAACUAGCUCCAAUGGUUCAGGUUCAAGCAGAGCGAAGCGAAUAAUUCUCAUAGAAGAGUUCCCCAAUACGUUUUCGAGGUCGUCAUCAGCUCUGAGUUCUUUCAAGAGUGCGAUUCUACAGUACCUAGCUGCGCAUACACCGACACUGGCCAAAUUUGGCAAGAUUUCCCAGCAGAAGGAGCAGAUUAGUCCUAUUGUUUUAGUCAUUUCCGAGACCCUGUUGACCACAACAUCUGCAUCGGCAGACAGUCUUACAGCCCAUCGAUUAUUAGGGCCAGAAAUUCUUCGUCAUCCGGGUGUUGGCGUGAUAGAAUUUAACGCCAUUGCGCCGUCAAUUCUUGCUAAAGCUCUGGAGCUCGUCGUCCUCAAGGAGGCAAGAAAGUCCGGCCGCAGAAGGACUCCUGGGCCUCAAGUGCUUAAGAAGCUGGGUGAAAUUGGGGACAUUCGUAACGCCGUCUCCUCUCUGGAGUUUCUGUGCCUCAAAGGAGACCAAGAUUCAGACUGGGGGGCCAAGGUCGUAUUCACCAAGCUAAAGAAGAGUGCAAAAGACUCAAUCAGCUUGACCAAGGGUGAAUCAGAAAGUUUGGAAUUAAUAUCGCAGCGCGAAGCAAGCCUCGGCAUAUUUCAUGCCGUUGGUAAAGUGGUAUAUAACAAACGAGAUGAAUCUGCGCCGCCAAACGAUACAGUCGAAAAGCUUCCGUCAUUCUUAUCAGAAAAUGCUCGCCCCAAGAGGUCACAAGUAUCCGUUGAUGCUCUUAUCGACGAAAUCGGCACAGAUACGCACACAUUUAUUUCUGCUUUGCAUGAAAAUUACCUUCCCUCAUGCGAGAGCACUGGGCCAAUGGACUUAUCAACGCCCAUGGAUUACGUCAACGACUGUAUAGAGUAUCUUUCAGAAAGCGACCUCCUCUGCCCUUCUCGAGACGUAUUCUUCGGUGGUAGAGGCGGUUUUGGUAGAUUCAGCGGUGCAGAUUCAAGCAGUCACCUCCUCCGCCAAGACGAAAUGACAUUCCAAGUUGCCGUCAGAGGCUUGCUCUUUUCAUUGCCAAACCCAGUUAAGCGCAAGACAACUACAAUGGCAAAAGGCAGCGACGCGUUCAAAAUGUUCUACCCGACGAGUCUGAAACUAUGGAGGGCCAAGGAGGAAAUCGAAGGUAUCGUCGACAUGUGGUCAUCAAAGAUCCUCCGAGGCGAAUCACAAUUGCCUACAAAGAGCCUCACCGACGGUGCAAGCGCCUUUCUAAGAACCCAAUCCUCCGGAGAGUCUUCUUCCUGGAUGCAACGCCAACAACAGGCUCGUGCGGCGGCGGCAAAACCAAUCGAACAGAAAGACGAGACCUCCGAACCAUCGCCCCUACUGUCAUUAGGCAGUGCAGCUCAGCGAGAACUGCUCCUUGAUCGACUGCCGUACAUGGCCCACAUAGCACGAACCCGCAGGACAGGUAUUCGACUAAAAGACCUCGAAAAAGUGGUGUCAUUUAGUGGCGUAACUGCUGUGGCGGAGGAAGAGUCCGAGGUAGACGAUGACGGAGCAUCGGGCGAGGCUUGGGCCACGGACAAACCCUCUGAAGAAGCUAGUCCACGUAAGAAGAGCGCGGGAAUCAAAGCUGGUGCCAUGUCUGGGAUGUUGGCACAGAAGUUGGUGCUCAGUGAUGACGAUAUUGAAGAUUAA
Pochonia chlamydosporia 170 is the source of this 3726-nucleotide messenger RNA. Its product is annotated as cell cycle checkpoint protein RAD17. Bases 1 to 3726 code for a protein of 1241 amino acids. Lineage: Eukaryota; Fungi; Ascomycota; Sordariomycetes; Hypocreales; Clavicipitaceae. Gene Ontology annotation, molecular function: oxidoreductase activity. The transcript has 4 exons. The record is from RefSeq and is a predicted model, not a curated record.